Monosiga brevicollis MX1 is the source of this 666-nucleotide messenger RNA. RefSeq lists its product as uncharacterized. The transcript is spliced from 4 exons. The annotation marks the transcript as partial. Gene Ontology annotation, biological process: protein phosphorylation. Gene Ontology annotation, molecular function: ATP binding; protein kinase activity. NCBI's taxonomy places the organism in Eukaryota, Choanoflagellata, Craspedida, Salpingoecidae. The record is from RefSeq and is a predicted model, not a curated record.
CGUUGGAAGAAAGGUCGCCUGUUGGGUUCAGGAGCGUUUGGUCAAGUAUUCCUUGCCCUCAACAUGGAGGAUGGAUCAGAACUUGCCGUCAAGCAAGUCAACCUGCACCCUGAAGCUGGGAACGGUGACAGCCAGCGUGAGGUGCAGGCCCUACGAGAUGAGAUUCAGCUCUUGAAAGAACUCCACCACGAACGUAUCGUCAUGUACUAUGGCACCGAACACACCUCUACCUACCCCCCCCCCCCCCCAAAUCACUCAUCAUGUUGCCCGCUUCGUUCGAUCGCCAAUCGGCUCGCCGAGUAUGGCUGUUUUUCGGUGGACAUUGUUCGCAAGUACACGCGGCAAAUAUUGGAGGGUCUUCAGUACUUGCACGACAACAAAAUUGUCCACCGUGAUAUCAAGGGAGCCAACGUUUUGGCCACGGCAACAGGCGAUAUCAAGCUAGCGGACUUUGGGGCAUCUAAACGUCUUCAGACCAUCAAGACUGUGACGGGGUUCAAGUCCAUCCAUGGCACCCCUUACUGGAUGGCCCCCGAGGUGGUUACCGGCCAAGGCUACGGACGGCGUUCUGACAUUUGGAGUAUGGGUUGCACGGUAAUUGAAAUGCUGACGGCACGACCGCCCCUGAGCGACUGUGAACCUAUGGCAGCACUCUUCAAGAUUGGG